Molecule: messenger RNA, 1332 nt
Organism: Tetrapisispora phaffii CBS 4417
Lineage: Eukaryota; Fungi; Ascomycota; Saccharomycetes; Saccharomycetales; Saccharomycetaceae
Exons: 1
Coding region: 1-1332 (443 amino acids)
Source: RefSeq, a predicted model, not a curated record
AUGUUGUCUAACUUCUUUCUAUUUGCUUUAUUUGCGCUCAUGUUCAAUCUAGUCAAGGCCGACUCGGAGGUCUUUUCUUUGACACUUGUAAGAGACGGUGCUCUUUUCAAUAAUGAUGUCGUUUAUAUUUCUUCAAACACGUUGGUGAUAGCUGGUUCUACUUCUACCAAUUCAGGCACCUUGCUAGAUGGUGUGGUUACUGAUUUGGGUUAUAUCAAAUUAACUGACGGUUCGUACAUAUACAUCGAUGCCGAUAAGAAUUUAAAAACUACUACAGACGUUUCCCAAGCAACAACUAACUUCUCCAUUAGUUCAGGUGCCCUUUUGUACAAUAAUGAAGCUGCAUUCUACGUUGUACCAGGUAAUGGUGCAUACGUAUUUAAAGUUGGUUACACCACGGACACUAUGGCUUUAGCUGUUUUAGUUAACUGCUACGGCUCUGACAAUGAGUUACUAAGUGAUUUUGCUCCAAACGCUGCAUCUGUUCAAGCUAUUAUCGCGACUGCUACUAAUAGCGCUGUUGCCCCAGGAGUUCAUGUUACGGCUUCAAACGACGUUUCAUUCAAUUCCACAUCCAGUUCUUCGGUCAGCACUGUUGCUCCUGAGAGUGACGAAACAGACUCCCAAAGUUUCGGUUUGAUUACAAUUAACUCCGGUUCGCAAUUCCAAUACUUAAGUGUCUACUUUAAUAAGUUGGAUGGUGUGCUUUACGCUAGUGCCAGUAGUUCUUCCACCGAUGAUGAAAUAUUAUUCGAUGCUGUUCUUACAAAACAUGGUUAUGUAGCAUUAUCAAACGGUGAUUACUUAUAUGUUGGCGACGAUGAUAUCUUAAUGGCUUCCAACGACACUUCUAAGGCUAAGAGUGGAUUCUCAAUCUCUGAUGGUCAUUUAAUUUUAGGUUCUGCCGGUUUUUACAUUAAUGCAGACACAAAUCCUUACGCAAUUAGAGUCGGUGAUUCUACUGAUUCAAACGAUGUUUUUGUAGCAUUAAAAACAGUUAAUGCUACUGCUUCUAGUAUCUCUGGACUACAAGAAUCCGGUGUUUCUCUUUCUUCUUCUACUAGUACUGCUUCUACUACUGCUUCUACUACUGCUUCUACUACUGCUUCUACUACUGCUUCUACUACUGCUUCUACUACUGCUUCUACUACUGCUUCUACUACUGCAUCUUCUUCAGUCGAACACACAAAAUCUGCUUUAAACGAUGUCACUGCCUCAAGCACAUUCUCAACAAGCACCCUACACUCAAUCGAUGCUGCUAGUAACGGAGCAAGUUCCAUCAAAGGCAUGACAGGUUUCAUUACUGUCUUAAUUGCAUAUAUCUUCAUAUAA